UUCAGACUAAUAUUCAUAGAGAAAACACACUGAGCAUGGAGCCCCUCUCCACAAAAUGUGAACUGUUAUACAUGCCUGUUUGCUUGCUCUCCCGUGAAUUUUUAUCUGCUCCUGGAGGAGAGUCAUGGACAGGUAAACAUGGCUCCUGGGGCAGACCCUUUCCUCUGAGACCCAGAGACAGACAACUUGGAAUGAUUUGUUUGUCUACACAGUUCUUUUUGCUUUUGUUCACUGCUGCCCGCUCCUACUUUCCUUCCUGCUGCUCAUACAGGGUGUGUGCCCACAGAGGGGAGGAGGGUUGGGCACAGCUUGUGCACCACACAACCUGGCUAUGUGGUUGAGCUUCACGCCUGGGAACGCUGUCUUUGCUGGCCCAUGAAAGGGUUUGGCAUGGUGGUUUGCUUCCUGUGCCCAGGAAGGAGUGGACUGUAAUCCCUGAGGAUUGUUGGUGAGUUUGGGGUAGACUCAGUAAAGGCCACAGAUGCUCCUGAGUUCUGGAAGAAGAUGGACUGUUACAUGGGAACUAAGAGUUCUGGCUUUCACAGGAGUCAAUCUGUUUGUGGCUUGGCAGUCCUGAUAGUUGGUUGUGGAGCUGCCAGCCCUGUUUUCGCUUCAUGAUGCAUCCAUGGAUGGAGCAAGGAAGUCACAGCUGACUGUCUAGUACUGGCCCAUAUCCCUGUUUGGGAUCAAAAUUCAUUUGAGUUUCUCUUUUCUGACACCCUGCAAAUUAGAGUUCCCUUUUGGGUCAAGGCCCCUAGCAUUGGCUAGCUCAUUUUACUCUAGGCUACACCCAAACUCUAGGAGAGGCUCCUUUGUGCUGAGGACCUCUGAAUCCAUGGGGGUUUGGCUGUCUUUUACAUCUGGCAUGCACGGAGCUCUACUAUGUCAGGGCUUCUCCUCUGAGGCCUGACCUAUCUGUGUGUAUGUCCUCCUCCUCCAUGCACCAGCUUCUCUGGAGAUGAAAGUGGAGGGUGAAGCCAGGCUCCUCAGUAAGGGUGGGAUGGGGACACUUGGGUUUAUAGUCUGGCAUGUUCAGGGAAGUCCUUGACACCACCCUCCCCUUCAUCUGAUCUGGCUACAAGGCUCAGGUUCUCUUGAAGAAAGACUGUUCAGGUAUUGGACCUUUGGCCAUGGAUGACAGAUACAUAUGGAGCACCUUCUGCUCCAUCAUUGCUCAGCUCACAGAGGAGAGCCAGCCACUGUUUGAGACUACACUCAAGUCCCGGGCUGUGUCUGAGGAUAGCGACGUCAGGUUCACCUGCAUCGUCACAGGAUACCCAGAGCCAGAGGUGACCUGGUACAAGGAUGACAUGGAACUGGACCGAUACUGUGGCUUGCCAAAAUACGAGAUCACUCAUCAAGGCAACCGUCACACACUGCAGUUAUACAGGUGCCAAGAAGAAGAUGCUGCUAUCUAUCAGGCCUCUGCCCGAAACACCAAGGGCAUUGUGUCCUGCUCAGGAGUCCUGGAGGUAGGCACGAUGACUGAGUACAAGAUCCAUCAGCGCUGGUUUGCCAAGUUGAAGCGUAAGGCCGCAGCCAAGAUGCGGGAAAUUGAGCAGAGCUGGAAGCAUGGAAAGGAGGUUGCAGGCGAGGCUGACACACUGCGCAAGAUCAGCCCAGACCGCUUCCAACGAAAGCGGCGACUAAGUGGGGCAGAGGUGCCGGUCCCCUCAGCACCAGCUACAGAGGCUGAGGAAGGGUCUUCUGCAGCUUGGCAGGAAGGAGAGAUUGAGUCUCCUCAGCACCCAAGUUUGGGCCUGAUCAAUAGUUUUGCUUCUGGAGAGGUGCCUACCAAUGGGGAGCCAACUCCUGAGAACGGGGAGGAUGGGGAGCAUGGCCUGUUGGCAUACAUAUGUGAGGCUGUGGAGCUGGGGUCCCAGAGAAGCCCCCAAAAAGAGCCUGGGGCUAAGAAGAAAAGGAAAGAUGAGGAAUCUAAGCUGGGUCUGCGGGAGCCAGAGUUAGAGAAGAGAGACCGAAGCCAGUGCUCUUCAGAAAAUAGUGUCGUCAGCUCAGACAAGUCUGAUUCUGGUGGAACACAGGGUUGCAUGGACACGCAGCCUGUUCAGAACCGGCCUGGGUUCAGGUCAGCACAGGGGCCUGUGUCUUCUGGAAUAGAAAGAACCAGGAAGCCAGCCUCUGCUAUGGACACUCAAAACAAGGCCCAGAUUGCUCCAGCUCCAGCCUCAGCCUUUGUCCCAGGCACUGUCUCAGACCAGGAGGUUUAUUUCUCCCUGAAGGACAUGUACAUGGAGAGCACCCAGGCAGGCAGGGCCCAGGGAGAAGAGAAACCCCCAUCCCCAAGUGCCAGAGGCCCUAGAGAGAGUUCUUCAGGCAAGGCACCCAUCAAGCCUGGAGGUGAAGGAGUCUCUGGUCAGCCCAUACCUUCCAUGGUCCCCCAGCCCAAUAGGCUUUUCAACAGGAAGAGAUUUGCCCCGCCGAAGCCCAAAGAGGAGCCCAGUACCAUCUCUUCUACAAGUCAGGCUCUAGGACCUGCAGCCCAGAACUUAGGGAAGGCCCCACAUCAGGCCUCUGUCCAGGUUCCAACACCCCCUGCCCGCCGGCGACACAGCACCCGUGACAGCCCCUUGCAGGGGCGAACAGGCCACAGGACUCCAGGGGAGGUUCAAGAGUCUCAGGCAGCCAUGGUUACCACUGUAUCUACCAGCAGCAGCUCUCAUACAACAGACUCUGUUGGUUGCAGCAUCUCUGAAAAACAAAGUGUCAUCGAGCCCAUGGAUACAGAAACUCAAGAAGAUAGGAGAACUGGAGGCAGAAAGAAUAUAUGGGCAGAAGGAAGGACCCCAGGAGACAGAGCACCAGCAGCCCAGGAGACACAGGCAGAUAGAAAGAUACAGGUGGACAUUGGGACACAAGAAAGUGAGAGUCCACAGUCAGACAGGAGUUUACAGAAGGAUGUGGUAACACACAGAAGGAUGAACAAGGAGGUAGGAUGCACACAGGCAGAUGAGAGGCUGAAGGAGGGUAGGAAAGUGCAGGAAGAUGAGAGGAUGCAGGAAGACAUGAGAGACACAAGGAUGCAAGAAGAAAAGGAGACACAGUUGGAGGGCAGCAUGCUCAUGGCUUUCAAAGACCAAUCAGAGAAGCAGCCUGUGACCGGCCUCAGGCCACCACCCAGAGUUCCCAAACUCCCACCAUCAGAGUGUUCUAGAUCUCCGCAAGUUAUGGAACAUUUGGUGCAGAGCCCAGAAGCAUCUUGUGACUUAGAAAAGCCUGGUUUCAUGCUUAGAUCUGAGGAACCAGCAAUAACUGCCUUCAGAAACCAGGAGAACUCUGUACUAGAUCCCCUGACAGACAAUCUUGUGUGCCUAGCACAGCUGCCACCUGAGGGGAACUUGGAACAAGUAAGAGGAGAAGCAUGCCAAAGGCCAGAGUGGGCAGGCCAGGUGAAGGCCAAGCCAGAGAAGAACGUAUUCCAGUGCCCCAAGGAGGAGCAGCCCAGGGAGAUGCUAUCUGUGGGUUUGCAUGGUGGCCCUUCAGCUAGCCUGAACCAGGAGGUGCCCACCUUUUCCCCCUCUCUUACUGGAACUAGCCUGACCAGUAGCCCACAGGAGGGGCUACAAAACACCCCAACUUCUCAGCACAUAAGUGCAGAUGCCUUUCUGCCCUCUAAGGACCAGGCCAUGCUGAGUUCAGCUCCUACACUGCACCUGGGGCCAGGGCCUCCUACUCAGAGUUUCACAUCAGAAACCAUGGCCACAAGCAGUGAAGGUGCCUGUGCCAAGAAAUCAGAUAUGGAGGGACGGUCCCCAGCUCCCCGAAGCUGUGACCCCGGCCUCAUAGAUUCCCUAAAGAACUACUUGCUUCUGCUGUUAAAGCUGUCCAGCACUGAGACAAGUGAAGCCAGGGCAGAGUCCCAGGCAGGAGCUGACGCUGAAGGCCUAGCACCCUCCUCCACUUUGGCACCUACUGUUGAAGUGGCAGGGCUGAGUCCCCGGACAUCAAGGCGCAUCCUGGAGCGUGUAGAGAACAAUCAUCUGGUACAGAGUGCACAGAGCCUGCUCCUGAGUCCCUGCACCUCCCGCCGCCUUACUGGCCUCCUGGACCGUGAGGUGCAGGCUGGCAGACAGGCCCUGGCUGCUACCCAAAGCUCCCAGAAUUCUGGCUCCAGCCUCCUGCCAACCCCCCUCACUGUUCCUGCCAUUGUGGUAGGUGAGGAGGGAUCCAGUGGUGAGGGAGAGGAUUCCCAAAAGGGGGCCUUCCAGGAUUGCUGCACAGGUGGGCUGUUGGAAGAAGUAGGUGGGCAGGCAGUGAAGAACAGAACACAGGAACCCUGCCAAGAGGAGGAGGUCCCAGGGGAGGCUUUGAUGGGUAUCCCUGCAGCUACACCUGAGGAACUGGCUCUGGGGGCCCGGAGGAAAAGAUUUCUCCCUAAGGUCAGAGCAACAGCAGAUGGGGAGGUAACCAAACCUGAAGAAAGGGAGAGUCCCACAGUUUCUCCCCGGGGUUCCAGGAAGAGCCUGGUGCCUGGGUCUCCUGGGACUCUAGGGAGGGAGAGGCGUUCCCCUACCCAGGGCAGAAAGAUCAGCACGCUGGAGGUACCCCGGGUAGAGGACCAGCCCACAGCAGGAGACCUGGGCUCCGGCUCCAAGGCCAGUGGACUGGAUUCUGAACCUGUCCUGGAUGAAGGCAAGCAGGAAGCUCUGGCCAAGCCCAGGAAAGCCAAAGACUUGCUCACAGCCCCACAGGUGAUCCGGAAGAUUCGGGUGGAACAGUUUCCAGAUGCCUCUGGUAGCCUGAAGCUGUGGUGCCAGUUUUUCAACAUUGUUAGUGACUCAGUCUUGACAUGGGCCAAGGAUCAGCACCCAGUGGGUGAGGUGGGCAGGAGUGCAGGGGAUGAGGGGCCAGCAGCCUUGGCCAUCGUGCAGGCGUCCCCCGUGGACUGUGGUGUGUAUCGAUGUACCAUCCACAAUGAGCAUGGCUCGGCCUCCACUGACUUCUGCCUCAGUCCUGAGGUGUUGUCUGCCUUCAUCUCCAGGGAAGAAGGUGAAGUUGGAGAAGAGAUUGAGAUGACCCCCAUGGUGUUUGCUAAGGGUCUGGCUGAUUCUGGAUGCUGGGGGGACAAGCUUUUUGGGCGACUGGUGAGCGAGGAGCUCCGAGGGGGUGGACAUAGGAGUGGCCUUCGGAAGGCCUCCCAGGCUAAAGUCAUCUAUGGGCUGGAACCCAUCUUCGAAUCCGGUUGCACAUGCAUCAUCAAGGUAUCCAGCCUGCUUGUGUUUGGACCCAGCAGUGAGACAUCUCUCCUGGGCCGAAACUACGAUGUUACAAUCCAGGGGUGCAAAAUUCAGAACAUGAGCCGAGAGUAUUGCAAAAUCUUUGCUGCUGAAGCCCGGGCAGCAUCUGCCUUUGGGGAGGUGCCUGAGAUCAUCCCACUCUAUCUGAUCUACCGCCCUGCAAACAAUAUCCCAUAUGCCACCCUGGAGGAGGACCUGGGCAAGCCCCUGGAGUCUUACUGUUCUCGGGAAUGGGGCUGUGCUGGGACUCCAUCAGCAUCUAGCAGCUCAGAGGCCAUGCAGAAAUGCCAAACCUUCCAGCACUGGCUGUAUCAAUGGACAAAUGGCAGCUUCCUUGUCACAGAUUUGGCAGGGGUUGACUGGAAGAUGACUGAUGUGCAGAUUGCUACCAAACUGAAAGGAUACCAAGGCCUCAAGGAGAGUUGUUUCCCUGCUUUGCUGGACCAGUUUGUCUCCUCACAUCAGUGCAACACCUACUGUGAGAUGCUGGGGCUGAAACCCCUCAAGGGCCCUGAGGCUACCCAUCCUCAACUCAAGGCCAAAGGCUCCAAGAGUCCAUCUUCUGGCAGGAAGGGCUCCCAGCUGAGUCCUCAACCCCAGAAAAAAGGUGUUCCCAGUCCUCAGGGUACCCGGAAGAGUGCUUCAAGCUCCAAGGCCACUCCUCAGGCCCCAGAGGCAGUUGCUGUCCAGUUAUUAGGACAGCUUCCCACCCCAGAGGGAAGCUCCAAGGCCCAGGGCAUGCGGUAGCCCCAACAUGAGGCUGGGGUCUCCAACCAGCAACAGACCAACUAAGAAGCAUCUUGAACCACAUGGAGACGUUCUCAAUACAGAACUAACCAGAGAUGGUGCCCAGAGGAGAUACCUCUCAGGGACCUCUCUGAGUAGCUUCUCAUUGGAAGGCUUUGGGCAUGGCACAUGGUCCCCUGGCCACCCUUGGUGCCAUUGUCACCCAGGGAUCCUGGCCUGGUGGGCCCGACCUCCAAGUGCCUGGUGGCCUAGACCCUCAUUGAAGUUUACACUUGCCACUGUUAGAGGCUCCCUGAGUCCUCUGCAUGAGUUCUACACUCUGAUCCCUUUCCCUAUCCACCCUGUAGCAAAUGUGGUAGUCUGUGGGCCUGUGGGCCAGCUUUUGCUUUUUCACCCCUGCUUGUCCUUGCUGUCUCCCUGUCUUCAGGGCUUCAGACUUCCUGUUGGGUCUAGCCUGUGACUCUCAGGGUAUCAUCUCUUUCCAGCUACUUUGCCUUAUUCAUCACAGCUUAUCCUGCAACUAACCUGCCCCUGUGUCCAGAUGGAGCACUUUGUAUCCUUGUGCAGUGAUCUUUGAUGCUGUGUGUUCCUGUCACUCAGGCACUUACUUGUUCCUAUGGUCCCUUGCACCCCACCUCCACCUGAGGCUUUGAACCCAGUUUCAAUCUGCUGCCAACCCUUCACCAGCUCUUUGCUUGCCCCUUUGUCUAAGGGCUCCUUUAGUCCUGACCUGCACACUCCACUCACUGAUGCUCAGGUGAGGAACAGACCCUCUGGCCUCUCAUUCCACCCCAGUGCACUCUUCAGUACUUCUCAAAGUUCUUUGCUCGUGAGGUGAGAGCUGGCAGAAGGGCAUAUGAGUAUCUGUUAGCCAGAGGGAGGGUGUUGACUUUGAACUAUGCUCUAUGCUAAAAGGAGUGGGAUUAUAGUCACUGCCACAGUUCCCUCUCAAAAUAAUGGAGGGUCAGGAUUUUUCCUCAUGGGGCAGUACUCAAGGAUAUUCUAGUAGUGUUGUAACUCAUUCACAUGCUUGGGCACAGUGGUGUCUCUGUUCUACCCCCCAACCAAUAACUUAAUCCUAGGGCUUUCAUCUGGGCCCUCGUGUAUGGGUUCCUAAAGAAUUUUUGUGCUGUACCUAGCAUCCUGGGUCUUUCCUGGAAUCCCUCCUUGAGACCUUGGAUGGAGUAAACUGCUCCCGUUGCAAUAAAGGCAGCAACUGUGUCCUA
This is a messenger RNA of Jaculus jaculus (lesser Egyptian jerboa), 7228 nucleotides long. It is a transcript of the gene Alpk3, whose product is annotated as alpha kinase 3. NCBI's taxonomy places the organism in Eukaryota, Metazoa, Chordata, Mammalia, Rodentia, Dipodidae. The coding region runs from base 1131 to 6002 and encodes 1623 amino acids. The record is from RefSeq and is a predicted model, not a curated record. Gene Ontology annotation, cellular component: nucleus. The transcript has 13 exons. Gene Ontology annotation, molecular function: protein serine/threonine kinase activity; ATP binding. Gene Ontology annotation, biological process: protein phosphorylation; cardiac muscle cell development.